Molecule: messenger RNA, 1337 nt
Organism: Sorghum bicolor (sorghum)
Lineage: Eukaryota; Viridiplantae; Streptophyta; Magnoliopsida; Poales; Poaceae
Product: alanine--tRNA ligase
Exons: 8
Coding region: 346-1137 (263 amino acids)
Biological process (GO): alanyl-tRNA aminoacylation; regulation of translational fidelity
Molecular function (GO): Ser-tRNA(Ala) deacylase activity; nucleic acid binding; ATP binding
Source: RefSeq, a predicted model, not a curated record
AACUUCAGAGACCAACAGAAAACUGGGCAAAGAACGAAGGCACCUCGAAACCAAGCCUGGCCAUGAUGAGACCAUCUGACUGACUGCGCCAUUAAAAGUUUCUAAACAGCACGUAAUUGAUGAAGCAUUCUUCCGUGUAGUAGUUUCUGUCACCGUGGGCUAUAUAUUGCCUGUCAGGCCUUGUUCAUUUCUUCAGAAUCUUCAGUCUUCCGAGCGUCUCGCGCGUUUGAUUUGAACCACUUGGCGCUGCCUGACGGUACUCCUCACCCCAACCCGAGUUUCCCUGUCACCGGCGGGGCGGCGAGGCGAUCACUGCGAGUCUCCCACCACCGCCUCCACGUUAACAUGGCGCAGCAGGCUGCUGCACCGGCGAGGCCUGCGGGCCCCACCAGGCUUGUCUACUUCGAUGAUAUGGGAGCGCUCCGCUACUCCGCCACCGUCCUCUCCGUCCACCAGGAGGACGGCGGCCGGGUAGCGGUGGUGCUGGACGCCACAGUCUUCCACCCGCAGGGCGGCGGCCAACCGGCGGACACGGGCGUCAUCUCCGCCGGCGGAGCCAGGUUCCUCGUCGAGGAUGUGCGGGCGAAGGACGGAGUGGUUUUCCACUAUGGAAGAUUUGAGGGCACGGAACAAGGAUGUGGGAUUGGAUUUAAAGAGGGUGAAACCGUUAGCUUGGAGGUCGACGCAGAACGGCGCAGCUUUAAUUCAAGGCUUCAUUCUGCUGGGCAUUUGUUGGACAUCUGUGUCCACAAUGUAGGCCUCUUUCAUCUGCAACCUGGGAAAGGCUACCAUUUUCCUGAUGGAGCGUUUGUUGAGUAUAAGGGAGUAAUUCCUCCAGAUCAAAUACCGGUUAAGAAAAAUGAACUGGAAAGGGAAGCCAAUAGGCUAAUUUCAGAAGGAGCGAAGGUCUUAGCUUCUGUUUUUCCUUAUGAGGAGGCAGUGAUAUUAUGCGGAGGUUCUCUGCCUAGUUACAUUUCAAAGGAUAGCACUCCUCGCAUUGUGAAGUUCGGGGAUAAUCCUGGUGGUCCUUGCGGUGGUACUCAUGUUGCUGACAUUUCAAUCAUCAAUAGCCUUAAGGUAACAAACAUAAGAGUGAAGAAAGGCCUCACGAAAGUCUCAUACAGCAUCAGCCCAUGAUCUUCUUCCAGCAGCUGCAACAGACACCAGGAAUUUAUCGGAGCGAGAAUUAUUAAUUGAAUUAGAAGGCUGUAAUUAGUUUUGUGGCAUCACAUGUAUACGCAGGGGACAAAUAAAUAGUUUCACUGUAGUAAUUUUAUGACUGCUACUUCCCUGUCCCACUACAAGUGUUGUUUUUUAGUUUUCGAUUUCUUAUUUAA